Messenger RNA from Leptopilina boulardi, 1796 nucleotides. RefSeq names its product L-2-hydroxyglutarate dehydrogenase, mitochondrial (gene L2HGDH). The record is from RefSeq and is a predicted model, not a curated record. The transcript has 8 exons. Bases 238 to 1566 code for a protein of 442 amino acids. Lineage: Eukaryota; Metazoa; Arthropoda; Insecta; Hymenoptera; Figitidae. Gene Ontology annotation, molecular function: (S)-2-hydroxyglutarate dehydrogenase activity; (S)-2-hydroxy-acid oxidase activity.
CGAUGGCUGAGUUAAAGCAGAGUGUUAGCACAUCAAGUUUCCUUCAUAAUAGAGAAAUGAAUUGUCAAGUAACCCAUAUUCAAGUGACUUUUCCUGAACGUCAGAUCGUGAAUGGAACAUGUUAUCAAUAUCUGGAACAAAAACAACAAUUAAAACAUAGUACAAGAAGAAAUAGUCGAUGAUCCGAUUAUUUAAAGUAAUAUUGAAUCUAGAAAAUUUUCUGCAAACAGAGCAAAAAUGAAUUCAAGUAUAAUAAAGAUAAAUGGGAAAUUGCCUCUUGGGAUUUUUAGAUAUUAUGCAUCCACAAGUAGUUCCAAUACAUGCAGUGUUUACGAUUUGGUGGUCGUCGGAGGUGGCAUUGUCGGUUGUGCAACUGCAAGAGAAAUAAAAACAAGACAUCCUGAUUUGAAAAUUGCAAUAGUGGAAAAAGAAAAUAAACUUGCGAUGCAUCAAACGGGUCACAAUAGCGGAGUUGUUCACGCUGGUAUUUACUACAAACCCGGAAGUAUUAAGGCAAGACUUUGUGUGGAAGGAAUGAAACAUUCUUAUGAUUAUUUUUGCAAACACGAGAUACCUUAUAAAAAAGCAGGAAAACUCAUUGUCGCCAGAAAUCAAAUGGAAGUUGAAAGACUGCACGAGCUUUUUGAACGGGGUCAAAAAAAUAAUGUACCCAAUUUGGAACUUGUGGAGAAAGAUUGUAUACAAAAAUACGAGCCAAAAUGUAAGGGCGAAAAAGCAAUUUGGUCACCAUGGACGGGAAUAGUAGACUGGGCAUAUGUUUGUCAACAUUUUGCUGAUCAAUUUAAACAAAUGGGCGGUGAUGUAUUUUUGAAUUUCGAAGUCACAGGAUUCACAGAAUGUGCUGAAUCGAAAGGUUCCACGGAGCAUGCUCCUAUUUCUAUUACUUCGAAGAAUAAGACCCUACUGUCAAAAUAUGUUUUAACUUGCGCUGGUCUUCAUUCGGAUCGUUUAGCCGUAAUGACUGGCUGUGAUUUGAGUCCACGAAUUAUUCCCUUCAGAGGAGAAUAUCUCAUGUUAAAUGAUGACAAAAAAGAUAUUUGCUCAACGAACAUAUAUCCAGUUCCAGAUCCAAGAUUUCCAUUUUUAGGAGUUCACUUUACACCAAGAAUGAGCGGAGACAUGUGGCUUGGUCCCAACGCCGUUUUGGCAUUAGCUAGAGAAGGAUAUAGUUGGAAAGAUAUCAACAUCAAAGACUGCAUUGAAAUGGCCAUGUUUCCAGGACUUUAUAAACUUUGUUUCAAAUAUUUUAUUCCUGGAAUGAAUGAGCUGAUUAAAUCUAUCUUUUAUCAAUUAUCAGUCAAUGAAUGUCAACAAUUUGUACCGGAAAUCACUGCCAAGGAUGUAAAAAGAGGACCAGCGGGAGUUAGAGCUCAAGCAAUGGAUAACAAUGGAAAUUUGGUGGACGAUUUUGUAUUCGACGAAGGAAAAGGAAGUAUUGGAUGUAGAAUAGUUCAUGUUCGAAAUGCUCCAUCGCCAGCGGCAACAAGUUCCAUGUCAAUAGCUAAAUUUAUAUCAGAUAAAAUUGAAAAAGAAUUUAAAUUUUAAUUUUCCAUUUGAUAUUUGGGCUUUUAUUUCUUCACAGAAAAUAGGAACAUAUUUUUGUACAUAUAUAAACCUAUAUAUAUAUAUAUAUUUUCAAAGUGUGUUUGAAAUAUAAUAAAAGCUUAAAAAUCAAAAAUAAAAUUUCACACAUUCAUUUUAUAUAAGAAUACUUAUAAACUACCUCGAAAAUAUACGAAAAUAUGUACACAAUAAAAUUGUAUAUUUUACUUUUA